AUGCCCACGGAGCUGGAGGAGCUGGUUGAUUUCCUCCACCAUGGAAACACCCAGAUCCGCCAGAUAGCAUGUGAGAACCUCGUCGGCUACUCGGCCUCCCAGCCCGUACUCUUCAAGAGACACCAGUUGCUCCCCGUCAGGGACCUCAAGCUGCUCGUUCGGGACUACCCACCGAUUGCGAAAGAUGCGCUCACCAUCCUGAUCAACCUGUCAGCGGACGAUGAAGUGCUCAAGGAGCUGGCGGAGGAUGAUGCCUUUCUUGAGGCCCUGCUGAAGAAAGUCACAAACCCAAAGGAAAAGGCGGCAAGCGAGAUCACCAUGCUCCUGGCAAACCUGGCCAAGUCAGAUAGCAUCAAGCGCAUCGUCGGCCUAGAGAGAGCAGCGCCAGAGGGGGUGUCAACCUCCAAGAAGGCCAUGGACCAGCUCAUGGACUGCUUUAUAAAGGGGGGAGGCAAGGACACGGACCAAUAUAAGACGUACGACUACCUCUCGUACUUCUUCGCCGACAUCUCCAAGUUCGAAGAAGGACGAGCUUACUUCGUCACUGAGCAGGAAUAUGACGGCGUCAUCCCCAUCACCAAGCUGACCGUCUUCACCGAACACCGCAGCCACAUCCGACGCAGGGGAGUUGCCUCUACCAUCAAGAACGUCGCUUUUGACAUCUCCGCUCACCCGGCCCUCAUGUCGGAGGACCAGGUCAACCUGUUGCCUUACAUCCUCCUCCCACUUGCAGGGCCAGAAGAGUUCACUGAUGAGGAGAGCUCCGAUAUGCUGCCGGACCUGCAGCUGCUGCCGCCGGACAAACAGCGUGAUCCGGACCCGGACAUCCUCACCGCCCACCUCGAGACGCUCCUCCUGCUGACUUCCACUAGGGACGGUAGAGACAUACUUCGAAAGGUGCAGGUCUAUCCUCUGAUCAGGGAGUGCCAUCUACAUACCAACAACGAAGCUGUCCAAGAGGCCUGUGAUCGGCUGGUGCAAGUCAUCAUGCGGGACGAGGAGGGUGAAGGGGAGGCUACGGAGGCUGCCAUCGAGAAGGCUAGACUUGAACUCGAGGAUCGGCCUGGCGAUGCCGAUGAAGAGAAGGUCGUAGACGUAUUUUAA
Messenger RNA from Nannizzia gypsea CBS 118893, 1104 nucleotides. RefSeq lists its product as hypothetical. The transcript is spliced from 5 exons. NCBI's taxonomy places the organism in Eukaryota, Fungi, Ascomycota, Eurotiomycetes, Onygenales, Arthrodermataceae. The record is from RefSeq and is a predicted model, not a curated record. The coding region runs from base 1 to 1104 and encodes 367 amino acids.